Messenger RNA from Mytilus trossulus (common blue mussel), 1133 nucleotides. Its product is annotated as 4-galactosyl-N-acetylglucosaminide 3-alpha-L-fucosyltransferase 9-like. Gene Ontology annotation, cellular component: membrane. The transcript has 2 exons. Lineage: Eukaryota; Metazoa; Mollusca; Bivalvia; Mytilida; Mytilidae. The record is from RefSeq and is a predicted model, not a curated record. The coding region runs from base 39 to 1133 and encodes 364 amino acids. Gene Ontology annotation, molecular function: fucosyltransferase activity.
UGCUUACAUUAGUCACUAGAUACAGUUUAGCCAAGAAUAUGUGCAUAGGCGUUAUAACAUUUUUAUUUGGGACAUGGAUACUUUUUACCUUAGGAUCAAUCAGCUAUUUUGGAGGACCAUAUUUCAAUACUGUAAAAAAACAACUACAACCUUUAAGGAAAAAUGCGUCUGAAAAGCAAUUUACCAUUUUAUUUCAUGCUAUACCUACCUGGUUUGAUCCUAAAACGUUCAAUGUUGAUGAUUGUAGUUACAAAAACUGCAAAUUAAUAACAGACAAAAAGCUACUUUUAACAAGUGAAGCUGUCAUCUUUCAUCACAAUUCAUUCUCAACAUUGCCUGAUAAGCCAAGUGGUCAAAUAUGGAUAUUUGCUACUCUCGAGAGUCCAUAUCAUACUCGUGAGUCUAAAAAAUUGCAGAUGAAAUUUAAUUGGACAAUGACAUACCGAAGAGAUUCAGAAGGAUUUUCACCGUAUGGAUUUCUGAGGAAACAACUCCACAAACCUGUAAAAAAUUACAACGCUAUAUUCAUGAAUAAAACAAAAAGUAUUGCUUGGGUCGUGAGCAACUGUCGAUCUCCUUCAAAGCGACAUGCUUAUGUGAAAGAAUUAUCGAAAUAUAUUGAUGUUGAUAUUUACGGAGGAUGUGGGAAACCUUGCUUAUUCGAAGGAGAAGAUUGUAAAAUACAUCUAAGUAAAAGUUACAGGUUCUAUCUUUCUUUUGAAAAUUCAUUAUGCAAGGACUAUAUGAGUGAAAAAAUCUUUAGAAUGUACAGUGAUAGUAUAGAUUUUAUUCCAAUCGUUCGAGGUGCUCCUAAUGCGAAAGACUAUUUGCCACAAAAGACAUAUAUUUCAACGUCUGAUUUUCAGUCACCACAAAAACUGGCGGCAUUUCUUAAAACUAUAAGCAGAGAUAAAACACGCUAUAUUUCAUAUUUAAAAGAAAAACACAAAUAUUUGGCAGAUAAAAAAGAGAUCUUUUACUUGGGAUUAUGUGAUAUAUGUUAUCAUUUAAAUGUUAAAAAACAAAAGUCUAAAACCAUCGAUCUACAUAAAUGGCUAUGGAAAAAUCAGUGCCAUAUGCCAAAUGACAUACAUGCAGAGAUGGGUCUGAUUACUUUCAAUGUAAUUCAUUAA